AGCAAGGCAGUUUUAAUUUGGCAGUUUGACAGCAGUUAAGCCCUUUUGCAUGUCAACAUGCAAAUGAGAAAGCUGGCGCAGGUAUUUACCGCAUUGAAUCCCCCUCGUUACUCACUCAUUUAUACUUCUCUAUACUACCACAAGUAUUGCAAAUAAAAACGCGGCGUGCGACAAUGUCAAACACAACAGCAGUACCAACGCCCGGAGCGUUCCAAUUCCCCGAAAUAUACAACUUUCCGCCGUUCUUCACACGACAGCCAAACGAGUCUACAUGGCAGGAGCAGAGGCGACAGUGGUGCGAUCUGAUACUUGCGUACUACAGGCAUAACCGCCUCUACUCGCUGACGCUGGCGGAGGCAAUCACAGAACCGCCAUUUACGAACAGGCAGAUCCACCGCUCGUUGCGCGUCGAUGUCUUGCGCGAACUGGUCGACGACUUGGUGAAGCAGGGCAAUGCAUCAUGGACAGGCGCCAAAAACGCUAAGGACUCGUGCUUGGUUCUUUGGCGCAAGCCCGAAGUGUGGGCCUCCAUGAUUUAUCAAUGGGCCAACGAGCGCGGGUUGUUCAACACUGUCCUGACCGUCUUUGAACUGGCCAAUGGUGACGACACUGCCGGACAGGAGUUUCAUAAUCUGGAUUCGGUGACGCUUCGUCGAGCGCUGGAUGUGUUGCAGAGCCAGGGCAAGGCACAGCUCUUUGUCGGGACGUCCGAUGAUGACAUGGGUGUCAAGCUCUUUGCGUGAGAGCCCAGUACUGGUUCUGGUUUUGGUCGAAGAGACUCCGCUUACAGAGUGGGAAUAUCUGUGCGGAAAAUAUCUGUGCGCACUCCUGCUUGUCGAGCUAAAUGAGUAGGAUGAGGGGGGUGAAGGUCGGUGAAAACAAUGCCUGCCCAACCGAACCCAACCCAAAAAAUUAACGAAAACAGGUUCAGUGCAGCUCGGCUCGAACCGCUAGAUCUAUACCAAAGCAAUUUGGAAAAAAAAUUUUACCCUGGCCAUUUCGUCAAAAACAGUGCCAAUUUGAUGAGGCAUCAGCAAAGUAUACGAGAGGAGCCACAUACUGGAGAGAAAGACGAAAAAUUAUUCACACCCGGCAUAUUCAAGCGCAAGUUUUUUUUUCUUCUUUCUUUCCCAACAUCCUUCUACC
Molecule: messenger RNA, 1146 nt
Organism: Kickxella alabastrina
Lineage: Eukaryota; Fungi; Kickxellomycota; Kickxellomycetes; Kickxellales; Kickxellaceae
Product: vacuolar protein-sorting-associated protein 25-like protein
Exons: 3
Coding region: 174-743 (189 amino acids)
Biological process (GO): protein transport to vacuole involved in ubiquitin-dependent protein catabolic process via the multivesicular body sorting pathway
Cellular component (GO): ESCRT II complex
Molecular function (GO): protein homodimerization activity; structural molecule activity
Source: RefSeq, a predicted model, not a curated record